Messenger RNA from Colletotrichum graminicola M1.001, 2328 nucleotides. Its product is annotated as fungal specific transcription factor domain-containing protein. Gene Ontology annotation, biological process: DNA-templated transcription; regulation of DNA-templated transcription. Gene Ontology annotation, molecular function: DNA binding; DNA-binding transcription factor activity, RNA polymerase II-specific; zinc ion binding. The record is from RefSeq and is a predicted model, not a curated record. Bases 1 to 2328 code for a protein of 775 amino acids. Lineage: Eukaryota; Fungi; Ascomycota; Sordariomycetes; Glomerellales; Glomerellaceae. The transcript has 4 exons.
AUGACCCGAACGCGACAUGCCAGUCGCGCGAGCUUCGCAUGCGUCCGCUGCAAAAAGGACAAGAGGCGCUGCGACAUCUCACAAAUUCUCAGUUCAGGAGACCAGCCCGAUCGAUCAUGCACGGCAUGCCGCAACAAGAACGAGAAGUGCGAGGUCCGGUACGGCGAGGACAAGCGCAGUCAACGCCAACCGAACGAAACCAAGGUCCUGCAGAGGCGGAUGCAGGCCCUGGAGGAGUUCGUAAGGAAUGUUGCCAGGGCUGAAGGAAACCCUUCAUCAUCAAGAGACAAGAUGGACGUCGACAGCCUAAUGGAACAGACUCAACGCGCCUUUGAAGACUUUCAAAAUUCCAGGACACAAGCGAUUCCGAGUCCCGCCAACUCCUCAAGCCCCAAUACGCACAUGACCAUCUCGAUAUCUCCCCCAGACGACGAACAGGCUUGGUCGAAAACGCAAUUGGAACCUGUACCAAACUCUCUUCGAUCCGCGUCCUUCUCAGCACAGAACAGACCGAAGGUCGACAACCUUACACCUGACUCACAUCGAUCCGCAUCCUUCUCCGUCCCGAGCAGACCGAAUUUCGAUACCAUCUCUGACGACUUUCCUUCGGCAUUGGAGGAGGUGUCGUCUCCUGCAAGCAUACACGAUUUCGAUCCCUUUUCAGACUCUGCCAGUCUGUUUCCAUACUCCGAGAACGCGAAGAAGACGACCGAUCCGAAGGAAGAAUAUCGUCCAUCAGAAAAAGAAUUAAAUAUACGGUCGCGGAUGGCCCUCGAGACUUUUCCCGAGCCCGAGCCCAUCGUGGCCUAUUUACUAGACCUUUUCUGGCAGUGGCAGUCAUCCCACUUGCUCGUCGUUGACCGGGCACUGUUUCUCCGUCAUAGGCAGAUUUGGGACAGGAGUGAUGGAUUGGGGGAUCGGGACUUUUACUCCCCAUGCUUGCUGUACGCGCUGCUCGCGCUCGCGUCAAUGAUCAGCCUCGACAAAGGGGUCACGCGAUACUCCUCUCAGGCGGAUGGUGUUGCAGGCGAAGCUUUUGCGAAACGGGCUCGCGCGUUGUUAGAACUAGAAUUAGACCAUCCCAAAAUCACGACAGUCCAGGCCGCGUUGAUCCUCGGCUGUCGAUACGGGUCCAUGAAGGACAACUCUUUAGGAUGGAUGUAUAGCGGAAUUGCUUUCAGAAUAGCCAGCAAAUUAGGCCUUCACUUGGACAGCACCAAGGCCGUAGCGUCCGGCCAAAUGACUCCCGAAAUGGCCGAGCUUAGGCGUAGGGUAUUUUGGGGCUGUCAUAUGGAAGACAAUCUUUUCAGCGCUUAUUGCGGAAGACCGAUUUCAUUCAUGGAGUGGGACAUUACUGUAGCUGUUCCUGAUCGAGCGAUAGAUGAUUUCGCACAGAAAACGCCCGAUUUGUCGUUAACACUGUUGUGUGCUACCUCAUCUCUAUCUGUGUUGUGCUCCAAGAUACUGGUUGGGAUUCAUCGACAAAGACGCCAAACAACAACUGGCGAGCUGGGGUCGAAAGCCUCUCAUUUGCACGAAGAACUAUGGAAAUGGCGCCAAGGAUUACCCGAGGUUCUGAAAUGGUCUGGCGAUGAGAAUAAGUCGGCAGAGCCCUGCGUGUUCAUCUUACAAAUGAAUUUUUAUUUCGCCCUCAUACUACUUCAUCGCCCAUUCAUGCGGUUCCCUCGAGACUGUGACGACCUCAAGUCCAGCACCACCAAACCGUCACAAUCGUCAAUGAUAUGCGCCACGGCUGCGGCAAACAUCACCAAGCUGGUUUUGAACUACAGGCGGUAUUAUAACAUUCGGCAAAUGCCGCCGUCAGUAGUCCACUUCAUUUUCAUCGCCGGGAGUAUCCACCUGGUCAAUCUCCGUUCGACAAAGCUUGAAAGCCACAACACCCUUCUCCAGAGUUCUUUGGAGGCACUCUCGGAAAUCGGAAAGUCCUACCCUGUAGCUGAGAAGGCAUCUUUGGAGCUGGAAAAGUUGACCGCAAAAUGGAAAGCCUUGAACCUGGCCGAAGCCGCAAAGCUCCACAACAAGCAAAACAACAUUCAAACGCGGGGCGUUACCUUCGGUGGUGGCGGGAAGCUCCAGGCCCCUCACGCGUUCUCCAACUUUUUGGAUGUGGACUUUUCUCCCCUAAAAGAAAUGGAAGGGUAUUUCGAUGCUUGGAGCAACCAGCAACCUGCCGCUAAUAUCAGCUAUGACCACCUGGACUUGGGGUAUACCGAGAGCGGGCCCACGCUGGACCUCGGAAAUGACUGGAUACACGAUGCCGAUUUCGGGAACAUGGACGAAGGCACCUGUCCUUGGCUGUACACCUAG